Molecule: messenger RNA, 2637 nt
Organism: Galeopterus variegatus (Sunda flying lemur)
Lineage: Eukaryota; Metazoa; Chordata; Mammalia; Dermoptera; Cynocephalidae
Gene: STOX1
Product: storkhead box 1
Exons: 3
Coding region: 28-2637 (869 amino acids)
Biological process (GO): positive regulation of transcription by RNA polymerase II
Cellular component (GO): nucleus; cytoplasm
Molecular function (GO): RNA polymerase II transcription regulatory region sequence-specific DNA binding; DNA-binding transcription activator activity, RNA polymerase II-specific
Source: RefSeq, a predicted model, not a curated record
AAUUUAGGUGAUGCCUUUCCAGUGCAAAUGAAUCCAAUCGCUCAAUCUCAGUUUGUACCUUUGGCUGAAGUUCUUUGCUGUGCUGUAUCUGAUAUGAAUGCAGCUCAGAUUGUAGUAACACAGGAAUCACUUUUGGAGCAUUUGAUGAAACAUUAUCCAGGUAUUGCAGUUCCAUCCCAAGAGAUUCUCUAUACCACUCUGGGAACUCUGAUUAAAGAAAGGAAGAUUUAUCACACUGGAGAAGGAUACUUCAUAGUAACUCCUCAGACGUAUUUCAUCACAAAUACAACCACCCAGGAAAAUAAGAGAGUCCUCCUAUCAGAGGAAAGUCACCGAGUGACGUAUCUGGUGAGCAUGGAGAGCUGUGCAGAGUCAGCCCCAGAGAAUGCUGUCCCCAUCUCCCAUUGCCGGUCUUGCCGAUGUGUCCCUGACGUGUGCAUUCAGGAUGUGCAGGAACCACCACCUGCUGCAGAAGUGACUAGAAAAGACCAGAAAGGUCUUGGGGAGUGCAAACCUUGGGUACAGAAUCGGGUAGUUUCAGUGUCUGAGGAGAAUCAUGUCUGUGAGAGCACCAAACUACCAUACACGAGAGACAGAGAAAAGGGCAAGAAGUUUGGUUUUAGUCUCUUGUGGCGCAGCCUAUCCAGGAAGGAGAAGCCCAAAACAGAGCAUAGAAGUUUCUCUGCUCAAUUCCCACCUGAAGAAUGGCCUGUCCGAGAUGAAGAUAACUUGGACAAUAUCCCUCGAGAUGUUGAACAUGAGAUAAUCAAACGAAUCAACCCUGUUCUGACUGUUGACAACCUAAUCAAACACACUGUCCUAAUGCAAAAAUAUGAAGAGCGGAAAAAUUAUAAUAGCCAGGGCACUUCCACUGAUAUGCUUACAGCUAGGCAUAAAUAUCCUUCAAGAGAGAGAGUUAAGAGAAGACAGGGUCGGUCUGCAAAGCCUCGAAGGCAGGGCCAUUCACAUAGGGAUAGACACAAAGCCAGGAGUCAGGGAAGUGAGCAUCAGCCAGGAAGCAUGAGACUGGAGAAGUGCCCUAAGCUCCAUGCCACACAGCCCAGCUCCAGAAUCAAAAGCCCAAAUGAAGCAGUAGCUCAGACACCACUUGGUGAGAAUCCGACAGUGCUAGGCCCCCAUUUGCUUUACAAAAAGCGAAUCAGUAAUCCUUUCCAGGGUUUGUCUUACCGAGGGAGCCUGAUAACUAAAGGGCACAAAAUUCAGAAGACCACUGACCUGAAACCCAGUCAGAUUGGAGCAAAGGAAAAGUCUUUCCAAAGGUCAAGGUCUUUGGAUUCCUCAAGAAUCUUUGAUAGUGAAGCCAAACAGCAAUGUGCUGAACAAGGUAAUGAUAAGCUGAAAGCAGAAUCCAUUUCUAUGAAUAACUCUGUCAGACCUAUUAGUCAGGACUUCAAGGAUCACCUCUCAGAUUACCCCCAAUGUAGCAUUUUUCAAGAUGACAGUAAGUGCUAUUCCUUUAGGGAAAUCACGUUGAGAUAUGAUGUGUGUAGUGGAGAAAAUGAGGUAAUCCCUGAAGUCUUGUGGAAAAGUCAUUCUCACUUUGACAAGUUAGAGGAGACCAAAGAAACACAGCAUAUCCUGCCAUCACAAGAUUCCUCUUAUUUAGACCAAACAUCCUCUGCUUGUACAUUAGUUGACAAAACAUUACACCAGUUUCAAAAUCUUGGCCUUUUGGAUUACCCAGUUGGUGCAAACCAUUUGAGACAAUCUGAGAGACAAGACAGAGACUCAGAAGAGCAAAUGACAAAAGCAUUUGUUCAGGAUGCAGAGACUGUGAGUCUAGAAAAUGAAGGGCUUUCUGAUAACGACCAGGCCUUGUAUGAGAAUGAAGUGGAAGAUGAUGAAGGUGCCUGCAGUUCAUUAUAUCUAGAAGAGGAUGACUUUUCUGAGAAUGAGGACUUAUGCCAAAUGCUGCCUGGCCCCAAUUCCCUCACAGGUGGAAGCAAGUGGAAUCAUUUAAGAAGACAAAAAGUGACUGAGAGAUCUCAGACUGAGUACCAUAGCAAAAGGUUUGAGCCUCAGGUGCUUGAAAGAAAUGAAUGUUAUAGACCCACUGGGUUGCUCACUAGCCCAGGUGAAAAUCAACAGCCUGAUCUCUCUGCUGAAAGCCAAGGCCUAAACUCAGGGACCCAGUUUGUUUUUGACUUUGAAGAGAAACUGAGUGUUGCUAAAUGUGUGCAGGCCUCGUCACAUGCUGAUGGAAGUAUGUUUGAUUACUGUAACACAAGGAAAGCCAAUUCUGAGGCUGAAACCCUACGAGACUCUGUUGGUGACACAGGAAAGAAACCAGCUGGCUGGCAUCAGAGUCCUCAGAAUCAGGAAAUGAGAAAACAUUUGACCCAAAAGUUAGAACUUUUCAACACUUCACAUAUGCCAUUGUUGGCUCAGGAUAUCCAACAUGAACACAGUCAGUUGGAAGGAACAGAAAAUCAUAGCAUGGCAGGAGAUAGUGGAAUAGAUUCUCCACGGACACAGAGUCUGGCAUCUAAUAAUUCAGUCAUUUUGGAAGGACUAAAAAGAAGACAGAAUUUUCUGCAGAACUUUGAAGGCACAAAGAACAGUCAAACACUCACAUCUGCUUCCUUACUACAACUAACUCCAGUCAUCAAUGUUUAA